AUGUCCAUCGAACCUUUUAUUGGAACUAAAAUUUCACUCAUUUCAAAAGUAGGGAUCAGAUAUGAAGGCUCUCUGCAUAGUUUAAAUACGGAUGAUUCCACAAUAGUAUUGAAGGAUGUUCGCUCUAUGGGAACAGAAGGAAGAUCAACAACUACAGAAGUACCACCAUCAACCAAAGUCCACGAUUUUGUUGUUUUUAGAGGUGAGGAUGUAACUGAUAUACUUGUUAAUGAAACACAAAUAUCAAAUGAUGAUAACAAAUUUGAUGAUCCAGCAAUUUUUAAAACAUACAAAGAAGAUGAAUUCCUUGUACAUGGAUCAAAACCCAGAUUUGAAACAAAAAAAGAAAACAAAUCGUUUCUAAAAGAAGUUGGUAUCGCAAUGAAUUCCGAAGAUAAAUACAAAAAUAACGAAACAUAUAAAUCAUUAGUGAAUGACAUGAACGAUGUGCCAAAUGAUUUUGAUAAGGAGUUGGAAACGUUUCAAUUCGAUACCCUGGAAGAUCUAGACCCGUCCUUAUUUCCAAUUAAUAAACCAACAAAAACAAAUAAGUCAAAUGAUGAAAAUCUAAGACAAGAUUCAUCAUGUAAUAAAGAAAAGGAGAAUUCAAAAACUGAAUUUAAAGUGUUUUAUGAUAAAAAAUCAUUCUACGAUAAUCUGUCACACGAAAAAAAACUUUCAAAGAGUGACCUAAAGGAGGAACAUAUGAAACAAAGAGAAAUCGACAUAGCAACAUUUGGGAGAAUGAGCAUUAGAAAUUGGCAUAGUAGAAACCAUUCAUUCAGAGGAAGAAAACAUAAUAAUUCAAAUCAAUUUAAUGUUAAGGCAGGUUGGGAAAGAAGAGAUCCAACACAUAAUAGAAAUAGUGAAAAUUUAUAA
Molecule: messenger RNA, 879 nt
Organism: Theileria annulata
Lineage: Eukaryota; Apicomplexa; Aconoidasida; Piroplasmida; Theileriidae
Exons: 4
Coding region: 1-879 (292 amino acids)
Molecular function (GO): RNA binding
Source: RefSeq, a predicted model, not a curated record